AUGGUCAGACCUGGCAAAGUCCUGUGUGGUGUGCUCGCAUUCAGCCUUGUUGAUCGAGGUUGUGCUGAAUACUCUGAGACAACAACUGUCCUGACCACACCUAUUAUAGAGGAAUGGAACAAUGGAGAAUCAAACAUUACCAUCUCUUUUGAUGUGAUGAGUGCCGAGUAUGCAUCCCAAUAUACCAAUAGCACGGAUGAGGCUCUGGCCAAACGCACGGGUAUAACAAUCAAAAGCAUCAGGACAACAAUUGUCAACGGCGCUGAGAUCAUCACCACCGCAAAAGCAGCAUUGGACAUCUGGCAGUUUAUUGCAGGUAUUAUCAAGAAUAAGUCCGACCUGGACUCCUGUACCUUGACCUAUGGGACUGACACGGCGGAUGAUUACUACUAUGGUUAUGCAUAUGAGGCGACCACCACGGGCACCAACUGCAACACCACUGCUGAGAAGAAGACAAUACUUGCAGCAGUUGAGAAGUGUGCAAAUCAACUACAUGCAGCUGGUGCGGUCCGUGGCUGCUGCGUGUUCAGUCAUGGAGGUACCUGGAGAGGCCACUUGCGACUCACAGCUGAACCCAACACAUACCCAGCGCAUUCUGUGACUUGUUAG
Aspergillus fischeri NRRL 181 is the source of this 609-nucleotide messenger RNA. RefSeq lists its product as uncharacterized. The coding region runs from base 1 to 609 and encodes 202 amino acids. The transcript has a single exon. The record is from RefSeq and is a predicted model, not a curated record. NCBI's taxonomy places the organism in Eukaryota, Fungi, Ascomycota, Eurotiomycetes, Eurotiales, Aspergillaceae.